GAAACAGAGUGCGAUAACCGCUCGUAUCCUGCCUUCUCUGUCGACCCCUCCCCAGGCGCCGGCGGCGACCUAUCUUCAUCACGGGCAACCGGAUUCAAGCCGCAUCUGACAGUAGGCUAACAUAAAGACAUGAACUUUCACAAGGAAGCCACUGCUGCAAAGUUAACUGAUGAUAUAGUGGUUGAUAUCCUCUCCCGCCUGACGUACAAGGACUUCUGCCGCUGCAAAUGUGCCUAUAAGGCUUGGUCUGCCUUUUCGUCUGAUCCAGACUACUGCAAGAAGCUGCCCAAAAAAGUAACCACUGGACUUCUGUAUCAAGGCCACAAUAAUUCUGCUAUCCCACUUGUUAGCCUAUCCCAAGAUGAUGGGGAAAUAGAUGGAAUUCUUGCAGACGUGCCACACUAUGAACAUUUAGAAUUCCUCGACUGCUGCAAUGGUCUUGUCCUUUGUAAGUACAGGAGCCGCUAUAGUUCUCCACACGCUUGCCGCUUCAUUGUGUGCAACCCAGCAACACGAGAAUGGAGGAUAAUUCCCGAUACUCAUCCUACAACAGAUGACCCACAUUAUGUAACUAUUUUGGCGUUCGAUCCAUCAUGGUCACCGCAGUUCUACAUCUUCAAUUUUCAUCUGAUGCACCACCACGGUUUGAUACUUGGUACCAGCAAACUUGAGAUAUUCCAGUCUGAAACAUCCAAAUGGCUUGUCGAUGAUACCUUGGAUCUAAAUACAGAUAUUUGUUCCAGAACACACUUAUUUAUUAGUGGAGUGUUGUAUGUGUCUACUAGAUAUGAAGUUUUGGCGUUCGAAGGACUGGGGGCAAUGAGUGAUGGCGUGCCACCUUAUCAUCAGACUAUAAGUUUGCCACCUGAAGCUUCAUACGUGUCUAACUUCACCAGAGGUUGCUUUGGCAAAUCUUCAGGGAUCUUACACUAUGUGUUGCCACAUGAAGAUGGUCACUCGAUUAUUGUGUGGUAUUUAGAUGAUUAUGCUUAUAAUUUAUCGAAUUGGACAGUGAAGUGUCAGCUUAAUAUGACAGAUGCAUUUGGAAGGGAUGAUUUUAUUCACUAUGACAAUGGUGGCAAUGAAGGUGACGGCAAUUGGUUUUGGAACUGCGAUUAUCGGGUUGUCGAUCUUGACUUGGAGCGAGAGCUCGUUUUCCUCUGUGAUCAGAAGGCAAAGAAGCUUCUUUCUUACAAUAUCAGCACUGGGAAACUCAAUGCGAUAGAAGACGCAUUUCAGUGGCAUCACUACUAUGUCUAUGUACCAUGCUACUCACAGCUUCCUGCCCAAGAACCUUCAGUUGAGUGAAUGUCAACUUUGUUCAUUGUGAAUCUGUGACUCUUCCUCUGCCUUAGAUGCAAAACCACCUUGUAUACUAUGCUAGUCGGUUUCAUUCGUAUGACCAGUCCUGGAACCAUACCUCUUUUUAUGCAGAGUCGAUAUGUUACUUUCCUUUACUUUCCUAAGGCUCUUCAGUAUGAUGCCAGUUCACUACCUUGUUUAAGUUUGUUAUCUGUAAGAUUACAUGUCUUUCUUA
Molecule: messenger RNA, 1537 nt
Organism: Lolium rigidum
Lineage: Eukaryota; Viridiplantae; Streptophyta; Magnoliopsida; Poales; Poaceae
Product: F-box protein At5g07610-like
Exons: 2
Coding region: 130-1308 (392 amino acids)
Molecular function (GO): protein binding
Source: RefSeq, a predicted model, not a curated record